This is a messenger RNA of Danio rerio (zebrafish), 4857 nucleotides long. The record is from RefSeq and is a predicted model, not a curated record. Lineage: Eukaryota; Metazoa; Chordata; Actinopteri; Cypriniformes; Danionidae.
GCCAGGGGGCAGCUUUGCGCCUGUCGCUCCUCAUGGAUGAUGAAGUGAAAGCAGAAGUUUGAGAGUUUGUUCAGAGCCUCUCAGACUGCAGAUUUCCAUCCUCCGCUUCACAACUCUGCUCCAUCAUGAUGCUGAGCGCUUUACUGGUCCUGAUGGCGCUCGCAGCCUCCAUCCAGGCGGAGAACCGAGCGCUGGAGACGAAGAUGGAGCCUUCAUCAUCACAUCCAUAUUAUUCAUCAUCAUCAUCAUCAUCUGUGCAUGAAGCAGGUAGAGCAGGUCACGCACCGAGAGUGCCGCGCGGUUCCAAAUCCAGACCGCGGGAGCGCUCGGAGCCGCAGCCGCCGAGAGCGCACCCGGAGGCGGACACUUUCUUCACCACCCCGCGGCCCUUCAGCGGCGCGCUGCGCCUCCACAACCCGCUGUUCCCGGUCACCGACGAGUCCUACAGCGCCUACGCCGUGCUGCUGCUGGCGCUGAUCGUGUUCUCCGUGGGCAUCGUGGGAAACCUGGCGCUCAUGUGUAUCGUGUGGCACAACUAUUACCUGAAGAGCACCUGGAACUGCGUGCUGGCCAGCCUGGCCUUCUGGGACUUCAUGGUGCUGUUCUUCUGCCUGCCGGUGGUCAUCUUCAAUGAGCUGACCAAGAGGAGGCUGAUGGGGGACCUGUCCUGCAGAGCAGUGCCCUAUGUGGAGGUGGCAUCCCUGGGCGUGACCACGUUUACUCUGUGUGCGCUCAGCAUCGACCGCUUCCACACGGUGACCAGCGGUCAGUCGAGGCCGCGGCAGGGCGAGUCCUGUCAGUCAAUCCUGGCCAAGCUGUCUGUGAUCUGGCUGGGCUCAUUGCUGCUGGCGGCGCCGGAGCUGCUGCUGUGGCGUCUGGAGCAGGACGGGUCUCCGCAGUCAGGUCUCCCAGUGGACGCCUGUCGCCCACAGCCGUCCGCGGAUCUGCCUGACGCACUGCUCUCGCUGGUGCUCACCUACCAACACGCCCGCAUGUGGUGGACGUUCGGCUGCUAUUUCUGCCUGCCGCUGCUGUUCACAGGUGCCUGUCAUCUACUCACUCGACACGUCAGCGAGGAUGAAAAAACCCUACGUUCAUCAUCAACAUCAUCAUCGUCCUCUUCAUCAUCGAUAAAAAAACGAAGAAGAGAGCGUCAGCUGACUCGAACGGUAGUGGCGCUGGCGUUCAUCUACGCGAUAUGUAGUUUGCCGGAAUACAUCUGGAAUAUCGUGCUGGCGUAUGUGGGCGUGGAUGUGGGUGUGGCCACACAGGCUCUGCUGGCUCUGAUUGGUCAGUUUUUGUUGUUUGUGCGUGCCGGAGCGACGCCGGUUGUGCUGCUGUGCAUCUGUCGGUCUCUAGGUCAGGCGUUCAUGGACUGCUGCUGCUGCUGCUGCGAGGAGUGUUUUUCAGAUCCCUCGUCCUCCUGUACGACCUCGUCUGUGUCCACCAAUGCCACCGCCGUGUCCUCGCCGCCGGCCUCGCCCGUCUCCAUGCAAGAGGACAAGCUCAAGAUCGUGUCUGGGACAUCGCCGGCCGUGUUUUUCGAUAAGGUUAAGGAGAGUCCAGCUGAGCUGAUCAUCGGUACGCCGUGUUGAUCUUGACUCAGACAUAUUUACGAAAACUGUGAAGUAUCGUUCAGUCGCUAACACUCUUAAAGGGAACAAAACAUGUUGUUUUUUCUAUGGACGAAUAAAUGUGUAAUCAGAUAUACAAAAUUUACGGGGCCGUUCGCACAGAAUACAUCAUAAUAUGUGAGACGCAGCGCUCAGGAUUGGUUUUAAAAAUGUAUUUUUACAAUCAAACUACCGUUUACAGGAGUUCACAACACUUGCCCCGCCUCUGACAGCUUCUGAUUGGCCCAUGCAUUGGAACUGACAUACGAAAACUGCAGGCAACUGGGAGUCUUUGUGCAUUCGCGGGAGACUCCUGGAACUUCCGGGAGACUUGGGAUGUCUGGAAUGACCUCCUGCCUUACUCAUAAUUCUCUCUUCAUAUAGCCGUAUGCCUAUUACAUAUCCAUAAAACACUGUGAUGUAGCCGGGCUCGAAUCGUAUAGCUUUCUCACUACAAUCGAUCCACUCCAGAGUUCUUUUCAAUCGAGCCCUGACCACCUCAUUCAGGCGAUCUCGGACUGUUUUGAUCUCGGAUUGUUUUGGUGCGGAUCCGAGCACGAUUGGUGGAUUCACAAUUGCCAAACUAACUGCGCUAACUGGGCAAACGAGACAGGUUCCCAAACAAAAUUCUAGGUUUACAAUGCACCCUAAAGGGACAGUGCACACAAAAAAUGCUUGUUGAAGUCAUUCCAGCAAAUUUUGUUCAACAAAUCAGAUAAACGAAACAUUAAAAUGUGUAAUAUACAAACGACCAUUCACACAGAGUGCGUCUAAAAUGUGAGAUGAAGCACUCAGGAAUAGUUUCAAAAAAGAAUUGUUACCAUCAAAUUAAACAGUUGUCAUGGCAACUUGCUACUGUAAACAUAAGUUUGCAACACUUGCCCCGCCUCUGAGCGCUUCUGAUUGGUCCUCUGCUUUGGAACUGGCAUACAAAACUGUGAAGUAUCGUUCAGUCGCUAUCACUCUUAAAGGAACAGUGCACACAAAAAUUUUGCCUAUGUUACCAUCAAAUUUAACAGUUGUCAUGCCAACUUAUUACUGUAAACAUAAGUUCGCAACAUUUUCCCAGCUUCUAAGCUCUGUUGAUUGGUCCAUGCAUUGGAACUGACAUACGGAAACUGUUAAGGAUCGUCCAGUCGCUAACAUUCUUAAAGAGAUAGUGCACACAAAAAUUUUGCCCAUGCUACCAUUGAAUUAAAUAGUUAUCAUACCAACUUUGUACUGUUAACAGAAGUUCACAACAUUUGCCACUCCUCUGAGCUCUUCUGAUUGGUCCACUGCUUUGGAACUGACAUACAAAAAUGGUGAAGUUUCGUUUUCGUCUUAAAGGGCCAGUGCACACAAAAAUUUCACCCAUUUUACCUUCAAAUUAAACAGUUGUAAUGGCAACUUUCCACUGUAAACAUAAGUUUGCAACAUUUGACAAGCCUCUCAGCUCUGUUGAUUGGUCCAUGCAUUGGAACAGACAUACGAAAACUAUGAAAUAUCAUUUAGUUGCUAACACUCUUAAAAGGACAGUUCACACAAAAAUUUCACCAAUUUUUCCAUCAAAUUAAACAGUUGUCAUGGCAACUUGAUACUGUAAACAUUAGUUUGAAACACUUGCCCCACCUCUAAGCUCUUCUGAUUGGUCCACUGCUUUGGAACUGACAUACGAAAACGGUAAAGUAUCAUUCAGUUGCCAACACUCUUAAGAGGACAGAGCACACAAAAAACUUGCGUAUGUUCCCAUCAAAUUAAACAUUUGUCAUGCCAACUUGCUACUGUACACAUAAGUUCGCAACAUUUGCCCCGCUCUUCUGAUUGGCCCACUGCUUUGGAACUGAUAUUGAUGAACUAUUUCGCAUGUAAAAAUGUAAAUUAAUCUUACACGGUGUGGUAAAUAUGCAGUGCUCAUGUGCAGAAGAAGCAAGCAUAACACUCACACACACGACUUAUCAAGAGUGAUUACAUAGAAAAACAAUGUAAAAGUAGUUCUACCGGUCUGUGGAUCAACUGGUACUGAGCCGCAAAAGAAAACAUUAAUUAUUUCCCUUUUAUUUAUUAUCCGAGUCUGAACCAUCUUUUAUUUUGAAAAGUCUUUUAUUUCUCUCGCUUACAUCUCAGCCACUUGAGCGCCAAAAAUUUAACCCACAAGCAGCAAAAUGAGUAAGAAACCGACGUUGUUGUAAAGUUUCUUUGCAAAUGGGGUAAAGGCCCAAUGAAGGACUCAUUAACUGCCAAGCAAUGGAUCCUUAACGCUUUUGUCAACUAAUCAGGUGAAUCCAGCAUAUCUGUGCUAGAAGAUCACCUGCUGGAGAUCGCAAAUGACGGUGGCCUUUUAGGAGCUGUUAGCAUAUCACGUCUUUUCUAGAGUUCGUGCAAGUUUAUUAAUUCCAAUGGAGGUGUACGGCUUGCGCAUGCAAGAGGUGUGAUGCACUUGCGCCUUCCAGACGCCCCCAGUUGAUUGAAUGCCGCGAGCGCACCGCGAGUCAUGUGACAAGAACUAAGAGAUCCGCUUCAGCUUGUAUGGGAUAUUCACAUUUCGGUAGACUAAACAUCUCAGACAAACACAGAACAGCCAAAGACUGCAGCGCUUUGUAAUUUUCUCCAUAAGUGAAACUUGUAUCAGAGUGACAACAGUGCUUUAUCAGAUUGUCAUCCUCUGAGAAAAUGAUUGAUGGUCGCCUAUGAACCACCCACCCCCUGGUCCACGGUAAAAUUGUCAAGCGUUGACCAGUCCGCGGUGAUAAAAACAUUGAGGAGCACUGGUGUAUUGGAAAGAAAAAAUGCAUUCUGUGUGAACGGCCCCUUAUCUCUCUCUCUGCUGGAUUAUGAGCGGGAAGUAUAGAAACAAUUUCCUCUUUGUCUACGGCCAAUCAGAAUCCUGCUUCCUCUCGAUAAGGUUUAUUGGUGUAGAAUCCUCAACAUCUGCUGUAGUUCAGUCGGUGUUUCCCCUGUUCUACACUACAGACACGCAUGUAGAUUGUAACCAGUUUUUAUUUUGUAGGAAUUAACAGCUAAUGUCGAGUAUAAAUAUACUGUAUUGCUGGAUGGACACUUUUGGCAAACUUGAAAGCAUAUUUUUUUAUGCACUUAAUUUUUAAACUGUCUUGUUUUAAGAGUCAGUGUUCAAGAUGAAAAUCAGCUUUGCAGAUCGUUAUUCUUAUGCAGAUGCUUAUACACUCAGAAAUAAAGGUACACGAGGUGUCACUGGGGUGGUACCUUUACAAAAGGGACAAAUUUGUACCUAAAAGGUCCAUAU